Molecule: messenger RNA, 1091 nt
Organism: Dioscorea cayenensis subsp. rotundata (Guinea yam)
Lineage: Eukaryota; Viridiplantae; Streptophyta; Magnoliopsida; Dioscoreales; Dioscoreaceae
Exons: 3
Coding region: 226-909 (227 amino acids)
Molecular function (GO): zinc ion binding
Source: RefSeq, a predicted model, not a curated record
CUUGUUGCAGUCUUUUCUUUUUCAGGUGUCUCUUGACAUCAAGUGAAAUCCAAAGGAAAACAAAAGAAAAGCCUGCUAAUUUCUCUUCUUUAGCUCUAUAUAUCUCUCUCUUUCUCUUCAUCUCUUGUUGCCGUAGCCUUGCACUGUCUCCAAACUUUUCCUUGUGUGAGCUCCUCACUCUCUGUGGACUGACAAUGGUGCCAGCUCUUUCUUUUGUUGUAGUUAAUGGCCAACAAGGGAGAAACAUCUCGCCCAGACUUGGAAAAAGGACCAAAUCCUUGCUCCAAUGGCGAAGAGGAAAGUGAGGAAAGCCACAACAGUUCUUCAGACGCUGAAGAACAAUCUUGGCAUUCACCAUAUAACACAAAGGUCACAGGUUCACAUUAUGAUCAGUUCCGGGUCUCCAAUGUCUCCAGCCAUGAUACUGAUCCACCGCCGGAGACCUGCAGAAACUCCUGCUUCUCUGAGUGCUCUCUUGAGGUUGAUCUGGAAGAUUGCCCUGCAUCAGAAAUUAAAGUGAAUUUGGCCAAAGUUGAUGAGAAGGAUUGUCGGAUUUGUCAACUUGGUUUGCAGAGUGCUUCUCACGAAUCAGGCAUUGCAAUUGAGUUGGGUUGUUCUUGCAAGGAUGAUUUGGCUGCUGCUCAUAAGCAAUGUGCUGAGACUUGGUUUAAAAUCAAGGGAAAUAAGACUUGCGAAAUAUGUGGCUCGAUUGCAAAAAAUGUUAUUGGUACUGGUGAAGCCGAGUUCAUCGAGCAGUGGAAUGAGACUAACAAUGCAGCUCCAGCAGCAUCGCCAGCAAGCGAAACCAGAACCUUUUGGCGUGGUCACCGUUUCCUCAAUUUCUUGCUCGCUUGCAUGGUGUUCGCCUUCGUCAUCUCCUGGCUCUUUCACUUCAAUGUACCAGGCUGAAUCGGACUUUGUUUUGAAGGGGCUCGAUUAGUAGAGAAACAUGCAAUGUUCGAUUGUUUUUACAAUGUAAAGCUCUGCUUGAGUUCCUUUUAGGAAUUCUAUGGCCAUCAAGAUCCUUCGAUUUUACAUCUGCAUUGUGAACUAUAAUUCUAUUCUAGUUGAAGAUGUUGUCGACUUUUUUA